Drosophila teissieri is the source of this 417-nucleotide messenger RNA. RefSeq names its product drosulfakinins (gene Dsk). Lineage: Eukaryota; Metazoa; Arthropoda; Insecta; Diptera; Drosophilidae. The record is from RefSeq and is a predicted model, not a curated record. The transcript has a single exon. Bases 1 to 417 code for a protein of 138 amino acids.
AUGGGACUCAGAAGCUGUACGCACUUCGCCACGCUGGUUAUGCCUCUCUGGGCAUUAGCCUUCUGCUUCUUAGUGUUGGUGCCGGUGCCAGCGCAGACGACUAGUCUGCAAAUCUCAAAGGGGGAUCGGCGACUACAGGAUUUGGAGUCAAAUAUGGGUGCGGAAUCCGAUCAGCCCAAUGCGAAUUUGGUUGGAACUUCGCUCUCUCGAUUCGGGGAUAAGCGUAAUCAGAAAAUAAUUACCUUCGGUCGGAGAGUACCUCGCCCAAUAAUACCAAUUGAAUUAGAUCUCCUUAUGGAUAAUGAUGACGAAAAUACUAAAGCUAAGCGGUUUGAUGAUUACGGUCACAUGAGGUUUGGCAAAAGGGGGGGUGAUGAUCAGUUUGAUGACUACGGACACAUGCGCUUUGGUCGGUAA